This is a messenger RNA of Pantherophis guttatus, 5539 nucleotides long. RefSeq lists its product as uncharacterized. NCBI's taxonomy places the organism in Eukaryota, Metazoa, Chordata, Lepidosauria, Squamata, Colubridae. Gene Ontology annotation, biological process: regulation of transcription by RNA polymerase II. Gene Ontology annotation, molecular function: DNA-binding transcription factor activity, RNA polymerase II-specific; RNA polymerase II cis-regulatory region sequence-specific DNA binding. The record is from RefSeq and is a predicted model, not a curated record.
CAAGGGAGGUGCACUUUGUCUCUGCCUGAUGGCACAUUGUGUUCUCUCCACGGAUGAUUUCCUUGGUUCAGUUCCUGCAAAAGAAUCUCCUGGCUGAGUUGGAGUGACAAUGAGGGCAUCCCUACCAGACCCCAAAGGACAGAAGGGCUUGACUCAAGAGCCUUCCAUUCAACAGCUUCACUGUUACAGCUUCAAUCAUUUGCCAAGGCAGCUUUCCAAGACUUAUCCUGCAUCCCCUGAGAUGUAAAAUUGGCUGGAACAAUCUUCACCAGCCCCCAAGGGAGGUGCACUUUCAGGUUGGAUAUUAUAGUCAUUCCCCUCCUUGGACGUUUUCCUUUGGUUUAGUUGGAGCAAGAGGGAAAAUGAGUCUGCCCUCUUGGGAGACCUGAAAGAGAAGGUAAAGCAUAGAUUGUCAUGGACGAAAGCUAUUCCUGUGCUCGGUGGGAGUCGAAUAAGACUUGAUGGCUGACACUUGCAAACGCUUCAGGGUAGAGAUCGGACGACGGUGAUUUUAAACUUUAUGACACUAGAUGGCGCUGUAGAAAGAAGCAACAGUCGCGCCUCGAUAGCAGAGAAUAAGAGAAAAGCAGCGGCAUUGCUAGUAUUGACAUCACCACCGAGGGAGUGAGGCCGAGCUGGAACGAAUGGGAACUAUAGAGUAUUAGAUUGCUAGAGAGGAGGAGGAGAGAGGACGUUCCUCUUCUGGGUCACCCACGGGAGGAGGAUAAUGGCGUCGGCGGAGCCUCUUGUGCUGCUCGGAGGGCGGAAGCGGCUCCUGGGAGUCACAACUCCACCCUGGUAAUACACCAGAAGACUCAUAUGGGAGGGACACCCUUUGCAUGUCCUGACUGUGGCAAAUGUUUCAGUAGGAAUUCCCACCUGGUGACACACAAGAGGACUCAAUACCCUGAAGAAACCAUAUGAAUGUCCAGAGUGUGGGAAAAGUUUCAGAUGUAAUUCCAAACUGAUAUCACAUCAGACGAUUCACGCGGGAGAGAAACCGUAUGAGUGUCGAGUGUGAGAAAUAAUUCCACCCGGGUGACACACCAGAGAACUCACACAGGAGAGAAACCAUAUGUGUGUCCUUAGUGUGGGAAAAGUUUCAGUCGUAUUUCGAGUGUGAUAAGACACCAGAGGAUUCACACAUGAGAAAAACCGUAUGAUUGCUCAGAAUAGGGGAAAUAUUUCCGUAAUAAUUCCGACCUGAUGACACACCAGAGGACUCACACAGAGGACAAACCGUAUGAGCGUCCAGAUUGUGGGAAAAGUUUCAGUCAUAAUUCCAGCCUAGUGAAACACCAGAGGACUCACAAAGAAGAGAAAGUGUAUAAAUGUCCAGAAUGCGGGAUAUGCUUCAGUAAGAAUUCCAACCUGGUGGCACAUCAGAGGACUCACACAGGAGAGAAACUGUAUGAAUGUCCAGAAUGUGGGAAAAGUUUCAGUCAGACUUCCAACCUUGUGAAACACCAGAGGACUCACACAGGAGAGAAACCGUAUGAAUGUUCAGAAUGUGGGAAAUGUUUCAGUAACACAUCCAACCUGGUGACACACCAGAGGACUCACACAGGAGAGAAACCGUAUGAAUGUCCAGAUUGUGGGAAAAGUUUCAGGCACACUUCCAGCCUUGUGCAACAUCAGAGGACUCACACAGGAGAGAAACCGUAUGUGUGUCCAGAAUGUGGGAAAAAUUUCAGCCAGAAUUCCAAUCUCGUGACACACCAGAGGACUCACACAGAGGACAAACUGUAUGAGUGUGCAGAAUGUGGGAAAUGUUUCAGUAAGAAUUCCAACCUGGUGACACACCAGAGGAUUCACACAGGAGAGAAACCGUAUGUGUGUCCAGAAUGUGGGGAAAGUUUCAAUCAUAUUUCUAGUCUGAAAAGACACCAGAGGAUUCACACAGGAGAAAAACCGUAUGAAUGUUCAGAAUGUAGGAAAUGUUUCAGUAAUAAUUCCGAGCUGGUGACACAUCAGAGGAUUCACACUGGAGAGAAACCGUAUGAAUGUUCAGAAUGUGGGAAAAGGUUUAUUAAUAAUUCCAGCCUUGGGAAACACCAGAGGACUCACACAGGAGAGAAACCGUAUGAAUGUUCAGAAUGUGGGAAAAGGUUUAUUAAUAAUGCCAGCCUGGUGAAACACCAGAGGACUCACACAGGAGAGAAACCUUAUGAAUGUUUAGUAUGUGGGAAAUGUUUCAGUCGGUAUUCCAACCUGGUGACACACCACAGGACUCACACAGGAGAAAAACCGUAUGUGUGUCCAGAAUGCGGGAAAAGUUUCAGUCAUAUUUUCAGUCUGAGAAAACACCAGACAAUUCACACAGGAGAAAAACCGUAUGAAUGUCCAGAAUGCGGGAAAUGUUUCAGUAGUAAUUCCAACCUGGUGAUGCAUCAGACGACUCACACAGGAGAGAAACUGUAUGAAUGUCCAGAAUGUGGGAAAUGUUUCAGUAAGAGUUGCAACCUGGUGACACACCAGAGGAUUCACACAGGAGAGAAACCAUAUGUGUGUCCAGAAUGUGGGAAAAGUUUCAGUCAUAUUUCCAGUGUGGCAAGACACGAGAGGACUCACACAGGAGAAAAACCGUAUGAAUGUCCUGAGUGUGGGAAAAGUUUCAGUCAGAAUUCCAGCCUAAUGAAACACCGGAGGACUCAUUUCCAGGACAAAUUGUAUGAAUGUCGAGAAAAGCACACUUCCAGUCUUGUGCAACAUCAGAGGACUCACACAGAAGAGAAGCCGUAUGAAUGUCCUGAGUGUGGGAAAAGUUUCAGUAAUAAUUCCAGCCUUGUGAAACACCAGAGAACUCACACAGGAGAGAAACCGUAUGAAUGUCCCGAGUGUGGGAAAAGUUUUAGAUGUAAUUCCAGCCUGGUAUCACACCAGACGAUUCACACAGGAGAGAAACGAUAUGUUUGUCCAGAAUGUGGGAAAAGUUUCAGUCGUAUUUCCAGUGUGAUAAGACACAAGAGGACACACACAGGAGACAAACCAUAUGAAUGUACUGAGUGUGGGAAAAGUUUCAGUCAUAUUUCCAGUCUGAUAAGACACCAGAGGAUUCACACAGGAGAAAAACCGUAUGAAUGUUCAGAAUGUGGGAAAUGUUUCAGUAGUAAUUCUGACCUGGUGUCACACCAGAAGACUCAUUCCCAGGACAAAUUAUAUCAAUGUCCAGAGUGUAAGAAAAGUUUCAGUCAUAAUUCCCGCCUUGUGACACACCAGAGGACUCACACAGGAGAGAAACCGUAUGAAUGUCCAGAAUGUGGGAAAAGUUUCAGCCAGAAUUCCACCCUCAUGAUACACCAGAGGACUCAUACAGGAGAGAAACCGUAUCACUGUCCAGAUUGUGGGAAAAGUUUCAGUCACCCUUCCAACCUUGUGCGACAUCAGAGGACUCACACAGGAGAGAAACUUUAUGAAUGUCCAGAAUGUGGGAAAAGUUUCAGUCAUAAUUCCAGCCUUGUGAAACACCAGAGGACUCACACAGGAGAGAAACCGUAUGAAUGUCCAGAAUGUGGGAAAACUUUCAGCCAGAAUUCCACCCUCGUGAUACACCAGAGGACUCACACAGGAGAGAAACCAAAUGAGUGUCCAGAUUGUGGGAAAAGUUUCAGUCAUAUUUCCAGUCUGAUAAUACACCAGAGGAUUCACACAGGGGAAAAACCGUAUGAAUGUUCAGAAUGUGGGAAAAGGUUCAUUAGUAAUGCCAGCCUGGUGACACACCAGAGGACUCACACAGGAGAGAAACCUUAUGAAUGUUCAGAAUGUGGGAAAUGUUUCAGUCAGUAUUCCACCCUGGUGGCACACCAGAUGACUCAUACAGAGGACAAACCACAUGAGUGUCUAGAUUGUGGCAAAAGUUUCAGUCAUAAUUCCACCCUCGUGAUACACCAGAGGACUCACACAGGAGAGAAACCUUAUGAAUGUUCAGAAUGUGGGAAAUGUUUCAGUCAGUAUUCCAACCUGGUGACACACCAGAGGAUUCACACAGGAGAGAAACCGUAUGAAUGUCCAGAAUGUGGGAAAAGUUUCAGCCGGAAUUCCACCCUCGUGAUACACCAGAGGACUCACACAGGAGAGAAACCGUAUGAGUGUCCAGAUUGUGGGAAAAGUUUCAGUCAUAUUUCCAGUCUGAUAAUACACCAGAGGAUUCACACAGUAUGAAUGUUCAGAAUGUGGGAAAAGGUUCAUUAAUAAUGCCAGCCUGGUGACACACCAGAGUUUUCACACAGGAGAGAAACCGUAUGAAUGUUCAGAAUGUGGGAAAUGUUUCAGUCAGAAUUGCAACCUGGUGACACACCAGAGGACUCACACAGGAGAAAAACCGUAUGUGUGUCCAGAAUGUGGGAAAAGUUUCAGUCGUAUUUCCAGUGUAAUAAGACACGAGAGGACACACACAGGAGACAAACCAUAUGAAUGUACUGAGUGUGGGAAAAGUUUCAGUCAUAGUUCCAGUGUGAUGAGACACCAGAGGAUUCCCACAUGAGAAAAACCGUAUGAAUGUUCAGAAUGUGGGAAAUGUUUCCGUAAUAAUUCAGACCUGGUGACACACCAGAGAACUCACACAGAGGACAAACCAUAUGAGUGUCCAGAUUGUGGCAAAAGUUUCAGUCAUAAUUCCGGCCUAAUGACACACCGGAGGACUCAUUUCCAGGACAAAUUGUAUGAAUGUCGAGAGUGUAAGAAAAGUUUCAGUCAUAAUUCCAACCUGAUGAGACACCAAAGGACUCACAGCCUUGAUAAAGGCUAAUUACCUUUUCUGGUGAUCAGCAGAACUUUCAUGAUAUUCCCUUUUGCAGAGGUGUGGAAUUCUUCAAGAAGGCUUUUGGGUGGUAUUUUUUAUAUUGAUUAUUGAAUUCCCAUGAUUGGAGUUUCCAUCUUUUACCUUGGUGUCCUCCAGAUUUUGAAUGCCAGAAUUUCCCAACUACAUACAAUUAGUCCUCGAAAUAUAAGGGUAAUGGGGCCUAUCUAUUAUAGUUUUAUGUUGCAAUCACAAUUAGGGUUUUAUGUUGCAAUCACUGUUAAAGGAGACGGCUUUGCUUAACUACCCCCACCCCCUUCUCUCCCUGAUAAAGCUGGUCAAUGAAUGUGUGAGUUACUAAACGAUGAAGAUCACUGAACUUUAUUUUGGGAAAAGAGGGCAGGACAUGCAUCCCUGGGCUGCAUGAUUGUGUUGUGGAAGCAGCUGUCAUUUUCAUUGUGCCUGGAAUUCAUGGUGACAGCAGGGAUCAAACAUGCCAUCCGUAAUGUGUCCCUUCAUGCGCACAAGAGGUUUAAAUCCAGCCCACCUUGAAUUUCUUUGACUCUUAUAUACUUCCAAAUUGCUUUUUUGCAAGUUUCAACCAACUUUUAUAUUUCUAAUCAUAAACACAUAUUAAGUUGCAGUCUUGUCAUUGUUCAGUUAUUUCAUGUUUUCUCUUAUUGCUUUUAUUUUAUGAUACAAAAGUGUAUACUGUUUCCCCUUUCUCUUAUUUCUAUCUCUUAUUCUAACUUUUAAUCAUGUCACCCUAUAUUAAAAGACAUUUUCUUUCUGUCCUACCCA